This is a messenger RNA of Prunus armeniaca (apricot), 1131 nucleotides long. The record is from the annotation of a GenBank genome assembly. NCBI's taxonomy places the organism in Eukaryota, Viridiplantae, Streptophyta, Magnoliopsida, Rosales, Rosaceae.
AUGAGGAACUUUAAGGAGAUGGGCUCUGCCUCUCGUUGUUUCUCUCUGCAAAACUCGUGCAACGCUUCCUCUGCAACCGGGAUUCUCUACGACCCUCCCCUCGGCUUCCGCUUUCGAUCGCCAAUCAGGAACAUUGUUAGAAUGUCUGCAACUCAAACUGAAAAUACCAGAAUAUCAUUUGAAUCCUUGCCAAUAAAGCCUCCUUCACAUCCCACCUAUGAUUUGUGGGGUAUUAUCAAGUCGGCACUUUCUGAAGAUGCUGGGGAUCGAGGUGACGUGACAUGUCUGGCUACCAUUCCAUCUGAUAUGGAAGUAGAAGCCCAUUUUUUGGCAAAGGAGAAUGGUAUAAUUGCUGGAAUUUCACUUGCAGAGAUGGUGUUUCAUGAAGUGGAUCCUUCUCUGAAGGUUGAGUGGUCACAAAAGGAUGGAGACUCUGUACAUAAAGGCCUAGAUUUUGGAAGAGUUUAUGGACGAGCACACAGCAUUGUUGUAGCUGAGAGGGUAGCACUGAAUUUUAUGCAGAGGAUGAGUGGAGUAGCAACUUUAACUAAGGCAAUGGCAGAUCUUGCAAGCCCUGCACGUAUUUUAGAGACAAGAAAAACUGCUCCAGGUUUACGUUUGGUGGACAAGUGGGCGGUACUCAUUGGCGGAGGUCGAAAUCACAGAAUGGGUUUAUUUGAUAUGGUAAUGAUAAAAGAUAAUCAUAUAUCAAUAGCUGGAGGCAUCACAAAUGCCCUCAAAUCUGUAGACCUGUAUUUAGAGCAAAGGAAUCUCCAGUUGGAGGUUGAGGUUGAGACCCGGACAAUUGAGGAGGUAGACAAGGUAUUGGAUUAUGCAUCUCAAACAAAGACUUCCUUGACCCGAAUAAUGUUGGAUAAUAUGGUUGUCCCACUACCUAAUGGGGAUGUUGAUGUAACCAUGCUUGAACAAGCUGUGAAUUUGAUUGGUCGAAGAUUUGAAACUGAGGCAUCCGGCAAUGUUACUCUUGAAACAGUACACAAAAUUGGACAAACGGGGGUUGACUAUAUUUCUAGUGGUGCACUGACUCAUUCUGUAAAGGCUCUAGACAUUUCCCUCAAGAUUGAUACGGAAUUGGCUCUUCAAGUUGGAAGGCGCACUCGACGAGCAUGA